This is a messenger RNA of Closterium sp. Naga37s-1, 5601 nucleotides long. NCBI's taxonomy places the organism in Eukaryota, Viridiplantae, Streptophyta, Zygnematophyceae, Desmidiales, Closteriaceae. The record is from the annotation of a GenBank genome assembly.
AUGUGGCGUGCAGCGCGGGCCGCGCAGCCCGCUGACGUCACUGACAGCUGGCGCGGGCCUGAACGUGACGUGGAGCCUGGCGUUGGCGACAGCCGGCGGGUUCAAAGUGGAGCUGCUGCGACUGCUGGGCGCUCACUCCCAGCUGUUCCCAUGGGAGCAGCGGAUCCUGGUGGUGGAGGGAGUCGACGGCAAGGUGCUGCAGCGUUACGCGGUUACCGCGCUGACAAACGAGACGGCAGCGUCAUGGGGCAUAAUGGCCAAUCCCACGGCUCAGUGGGCGAUGGUCACUCUCCCUGCUGCUCCCUGCUUCGGCUGCACACUCCGCCUCACACAUCAGGUGCCCCUCCUUGCUUCUGUCCCAUGCCUGGGCUCCGUUCGUCGCUAGUUGGAGUUGCGCUAGCAGCAGCAGAAGAGCCGUACGUGCGGUGGAGCUGUGCGGAUGUCACAGUGGUGACAGCAGGCUCCAAUGCAUGCCACGGCUGCAGCGGAGGCAUCGCCCCCUGCGCCCUCUCGCCCCUCUCUGACUCCUGGCAGUGCGCCUGCCCCGCUCAGCUGCAUCUGUCAGGGUCGUACUGUGAGCGCAAGGACGAGUGCAUGGUGGACAGUGACUGCGGUGUGAAUGCCAAGUGCAUCGACAUCCUCUCCUCCAACUCCCCCACAAGGCAGUGCUUCUGUGCGGAGGGGUGGAUGGGGCCGCAGUGCGCACAGCGCUCGCCGCUGUCUCUUGAUGCAGCAGUGGACACCUCUUCCUGGUGGAAAGAGUAUCCAUUCAACCUCACCAUCCCCAUCACCACCACCGCCACCACUAUCAACACAAUCACAAACGCGACUGCUGGCGGCCUUAUGACACCUUCCAUCUCUGCCGCUUCUGCUGGUAUUGGCGGUGCUGCUGCUGCUGCUGGUGACGGCGCGGUUGCAGGCGGUGGAGUGCGGUACAUGACGAUAUGGUGGAAGAUUCUCAAGGAUGAUGCCCCUGAUGCGUCACUGCCUGGGGAAUCCAACCUCGCCUCCUUUGGACCGCAGAUUGAAGUGGCCAUUGCAGCACCCACCACCAGCUACGUCGCCAUUGGCUGGCGCCCGGCCAACCUCCCCUGGGUCCCACCUCCCAACAUCAACCCCUCCCGCGCCACGCCUUUCCCCCCGUCCCCUCCUUCCCCUCCUCCGCCCUCCCCUUCCCCGCCGCCCCCUCACAGGGUACCAGUGCGGGAGGCGUCAGCAGGGGUCAUGCCAGCUAUGUUCCAGCAGGAUAUGACCAUCGUUACAGCCCGAGGGGGUUACUACCGCAUCCAGGAUGCAUGGACGUUUUCCACCCAUGGGAUGCCCAUAGCAGACACAGCAAUGGGCGGUACAGACGACAUUACUGCUGCUACUGCCCACGAAGACGCUGCCUCUGGCACCACAUAUGUCAAAUUCAGACGCCCCCUGUUACCUUCCGAUGAUUCGUUUGACCAUGCCAUCACUGAUAAUGACUUCACCCUCGUCUGGGCCCUCGGUCAACCCUCGCCUGCCCUCCCUUCCACGGGACCCCUCCUCUCAUCCGCUUCCGCUUCCGCUUCUGCUACCCAGACCCUCUCCACCCUCCCCUCCUCGCCCUUCCCCUCCUCCUCCGCCUCUGCCUCGCUGCCUCCCCUCGUGCAGCAGCAGAUUGCUGCGUUCUACAGGGCGGACGAGCUCAAGUACCAUGGGGGCAGCAGCAGCAGCCGGGGGUCAUUCCCGCGCAUCAACCUCUUUCUCGGCUCCGACCCCCUCAACUCCUGCCUCUGCACACCCUCGCCCCUGCCUGGCUUCUCCUGUUCCCUCGCCCUGCAAGGCGAUCGAGUGACCCUCCAUUGGGCCCUCCUCCCCACCUCCAUUUCCCUCGCCCUGCAAGUCACUGACUGCAAAGGAUGGCUCUCUGUAGGCUUCACUCCCUCCCCCUCCUCCUCGUCUCCCUCUAAGCUCUCCGCCCUUGGGAGCUACGUGGUGCUUGCUGAUGUCAGCCAAGCCAGUGCUGGCGUCAGCCGAGUGACUCCCUAUUCACGUGCAGCAGCAGCAACAUCAACAGCCGCAGCAGCAGCAGGAACAGCGGGAGGGGGGACGAGGACAACGGGUGGGGCAGCAGCUGGGGGAGCAUCCAGUGGAGGAGCAGGCGCAGCAGGGAACCCAGUGGUGCGAUCAUACAUACUAGUGAAUCACACAGCGCAGGGCCUGCAGAGCAGCAACCGCUUAGAAUUCACCAACGCAUCAGUCACUCUUGUCAACGGCUCUGCGCUGCUCUCCUUCUCACGCCCCUACACUCAGCGCAACGGCGCCCCGAAUAUCUCCCUUGGGGCGGACGAGCUCUCACACCUCGUGUGGGCCUUUGCUCCCAAUGCCUUCUCCUCCUCUGGGGGUUCUGCGUCCCUGCCCAACCACUAUCUCCAACACAGGGGUUCGCUGUGGUUGAACUGGGCGUCAGGGGAGGCGCAGGUGCAGGCGUCGCCUUUCCCGUGGCUCAUCGCGCAUGCAUCCAUCAUGGCCUUUGUCUUCUGCUUCCUCCUCCCUCUCUCCGCCAUCGCUGCACGGCUCCUAGCAGUACGCCCCGACUCCAACCGCCCUGUCUUCCACCCUCUACACGUCCUCUCUGCUCUCCUCACGCCCCUCCUCCUCGUACCUGCACUCGCCUUCGCCAUCCACGCAGCUUCCUUCUUCCGCACAAACGCCGCCCUCCUCCUCUCCAUAGCCCCCUCCGCACCUCACCGUCUCGCCGCCCUUCUCACCCCGCACGGGCUCCUGGGCGGCGCGCUUGUCCUUUUCCUCGUAAUUGAGGUGAUCUGUGCACUGCUGUGCCGGCCGAGUCCGGGCUCGCCUGGGCACGCAUGGUGGAUGCUGCUGCACAGAGUGCUGGGAGUGGGGUUGCUGCUGGGAGGAGCGGCAAACGUUGCUCUGGGUGCUCUGCAGCUGGCUAUGCUGCUAGGCCAACCGCUUUGGUUGUGUGUGGGCGUGCCUCUGCUCCCCUGGGCGCUCCUUUCUCUGCUCUACCUGCUGCUGCAGCUCGCGCGCCCCACACCAGCAGCGCCACCCAAGCUCCAGGCAGAGGAUUUCGACGUGCUCGCUGCUGCCAUGCGCACCAAAGUAACCGGGUUCAAAGGGGCAGGAGCGGCAGGGGUGAACGGCGGGGCGGGGCAGGGAGAGGGGGUGAGCGGUGGGGUUGUGGGGGGGCUGGAAGAGUGGCCGCCUGCUGGGGUGAAAUGGCCCACGGCUCGCCGAUCCGCACCUGGAACCCCCUCGGGGCCGCAGAGGCAGCAGCAGAGCCCCACGCGCAGCUUCGGCAGUGUGAGUGAGCUCGGCAGUACCACAGACUCCUCCCCGCCCCAAAGGGAGCCCCUGUAUGGGCGCCCCUUCAUCUCCCACAGCAGUGGCGAGAGCAGUAGCAGCGGUGGGGAGCAGCGCAGGCUUACUGCUCCUGAGAUCCACACCAGGUUGCCGCGGGUGAGCGGAGCGGAGGUUGCGGGGAGGAGUGGCAGGCACGGCGGGAGGGAACACUGCCUUUGCCUCAGCCUCUGUCACCCUCGCCAUCCCUGCAUCCCUGCUAGCCCCGCCGUCGCUGCCAAUUCUGCGAGUCUUGCCGUUCUUGCCUGUCUUGCCAGCUCGGCCGAUUCGUCGUUGGACGUUGCUCAAUCGCACGCCUCGAUCUCGCCAUCCAUGGCGUCAGCAACUCCAUCGGACGGCCUAGCGCAAUCCCCGCCUCCUCCGGCGGCGGAAUUCACAGCGGAUCCCGCCACGUCAGUGGCGGAAGCUGGUGCCACGUGGCAGGCGGAGGCGUCGUCACAGACGCGGUCGCAGUCCCCGUCGGCCGAGCUCGCGCGGCAAUCCCAAGGUCCGGUCGAAACACCCGCGCAAGACUCUGGUGCUGCGGGAAAGGGUGAAGGCGGUGAAAUCCCCGCGGGUGAUUCUUCCGGUGUGGAUGAAAUUCCCGCUGAUGGGGGUGUACCCUCUGCCGCUGCUCCCACUCCUGCUGCUCCUGCUGCUCCCGCUGCCUCCGCUGCUCCCGCCGCCCCCGCUGCUCCCGCCCCUCCCGCCGCUCCCGCUGUCGGUGAGGAGCAGUCGACUGGCGGGUCAGUCGGCACUCCUGCGGCCGCUCUAACCACUGCUGGCAGUAGCCGCGGGCUUAACGCCGCCGCUCCCGCCUUCGUCCCGCAGUUUGCAUGCGCGGGCGUAGGCGCAGGCGCAGACGUUGCGUGGCUGCCGGCGCACCUGCCGCUGCUUCCACUGCCGUUCAACACGCCUGGAACGGCGCAGCAAGGCGUCGCCGGUGCGCCGUUCGCGGGGUAUGGCGGAGGAAUAUCCGCGCACGCGCUGGCGCAAGGGGUUGGCGGAGGGUGGGGGGACGCGGGGUGGGAAGCGGGGGGGGGUUGGGGCGCGCAGGAUGCGCUUGGGGCGAUGUGGGGAAGCGGAGCGGACGGCGGAAGGAGAGAGGGACGCGCGGAUGGGAUGGCAGGUGGUGGCGGGGCGGGCGGAACGGCUCGUGUGGAGUUCUAUUUCAGCGAUGACAACAUGCCAUACGACCAUCACCUCCUAUCUAUGGCCAACCACGACCCCCAAGGCUUCGUGUCUCUCUGGUACCUGGCACAGUUCAGGGAGGUCCGGUCCAUGCUGCAUCCCAGCAUGUCCACUGCACCAGGCUCCAUUGUUACACUGCUUGCCGAUGCCAUCCGUGAAGCCUCCUCCUCCACUACCCUGGUGUUGAGUGACGAUGGCAUGCGUGUGCGCAGGCAGCAACCCUUCCCCUUCACAGACGUCGAUGAGCUGCAAGCACGCACAGUCGUCGCGCACAACCUCCCGCCCAACCUCUCCCUCUCUGCGAUAGAGGACAUCUUCAAGCAGGCUGGCAGGGUGCGCAUGGUGCGUCUCUGCACCCCACAGGCGUCUGGUCACACUGCUUCUGCUGUGGCCCACGUGCGAGUUGCCGCUGCUACUGCCCCUUCUACCGCUGCUGCUGCUGCUGCCGCUCCUUCCAAUGCUGAUGCCCCUUCAGCCGCCGCUGCACCUGCCGCUGCUGAUGCCCCUUCAGCUGCUGCUGCUGCUGCCCCUUCCGCUGCUGCUGACCUGGUUACUGGUGCCAGCAACAGCCACGGGGAGGCAUCAUCAUGUGCGAAGUUCCACGCAUUGAUCGAGUUUGAGACAGUGAAAGAAGCUCACAAUGCGGUGGAGACACUGAACAGCAGCGACUGGCGCCAUGGGAUGCACGUCAAGCUGUUCAAGAAACUCACUAAAGCAUGUUCAGGAGACCCCCUUUGUGACUCCUGCGCCGCUGCGCCUGCUGCAUCGCCCACGGCUCACGGCAAGAAGAGCAGGGCAGGGAAGGGCAGGGGGCGAGGGGGAGAGGGAGGUGGCAACAAACACGGGGCAGCAGGGGGAGCGGGAGGAGCAGCAGCCGGCCGGGGUGGGGCAGGAGGGGUCGGUUCUAAAGGGAGUGCGCCUGGUGCAGCAGCAGCUGCUGCUGGCGGCAGUGGCGGAGGUGGUGGGAGCAGCGGCGGUGGGGGGGAGGCAGUGGGGAGCAAGCCACUGCCAGGGCCGAGGGGUCCGGAUGGAAGCAGAGGGUUCUCCCUGGGGAGAGGGAAGCGCAUGCCUGGGUCGUGA